AUGGACAGGAACUACCCGGCCGCCGGGUUCGGGGACCCGCUCAGCGCCGGGCCCGGCUGGAGCUACGAGCGCUCGGCCAAGGCCAGCCUGGUGUACGGGGGCUCGCGGGGGUCCCACCCUGACCCUGACCUGCUGCACCGGCAGCCGUACGGAGCCCCCCACCCUCUGCAGGGCUAUGCGGCCAACCACCACCCGCCAGGGCUGUCGGGGCUCUUUGAGACGGGGCUGCACCACGCUGGGGGCGCUGCCCCCGACGCCUCGGUCAUGAACCUGAUCUCAGCGCUGGAGUCACGGGGACCCCAGCCCGGACCCUCGGCCUCCUCCCUGCUCUCCCAGUUCCGCACGCCCUCCUGGCAGACUGCCAUGCACACUCCGGCUCCAGCCGAACUCUUCAUCUCUGGAGCCCUCCCCGGCUCGGGCACCUUCCCCUCCUCAUCGGCGCUGGGUCCCUACCAGCACCCGGCGUCCUUCGGCGGCCGCAGCUUCCCGGUGGGGUCCCCGCUGAGCCUUCCCGAGGCCGCCUUCAGCCCCGGUUCCAACGGGCUGCUGUCCCCGCACGACCCCCUGCUGCACAUCAAGCCCACGCAGCCCGCCGUGCCCUCCUCGCUGGGCUUCGACCGCCUGGGCUCGGCCGUGCUGGGCUCGGCGCUGCCCGCGCAGACCCCUCCGUACCGGCCCGCUCCCAGUUCCUCCCAGUUCAACCUGCUGGCGGCGGCCGAGCAGCCCCCUCAGCUCUACAACGCUCCCGUCUUCGGCGGCGCCAACGCGGCGGGCGGCGGCGAUCGCGCCAUAUCGCGACAGGACAGCGUCAUCAAGCACUACCAGCGGCCGGGCGCGGCUCAGCCGCAGCUGCCGCCGGCGCCGGGGCUGCAGCAUUACCUGAGCUGCGGCGGCUCCUACCAGCAGGUGCCGGCUCACCGCGCCCCGCUGUCCUGCAGCCCGCUGGGCGAGCAGUCCCCGGCCAGCUCCGAGGGCUCGGGGCAGCCUCCCAAAGCCGCUCCCGCGGCGCCGCGCCCCGAGCCGGGAUACCGGCCCAUCAUCCAGUCCCCGGGCUACUCCGGCGGCGCCAGCGCCGCGGGCAACGGCGGCGCGGCCGGCGGCAACGGCGGCAAAUCCAAGAGUUACUCGGCGUCGCGGCAGCCGCCGCGCUCCACCAACACGCCCAAGUGCCAGAGCAGCUACACGCCCAGCACGCCCAAGCCCAGCUCGGUGAUCGCCAGCCAGUCGCCGGCCUACUCGCCGGGCCAGCCGCCCCAGAGCCUGCUGGCCAUGGGGGCAGGCCCCGGCUACAGCGGCCCCGGCGCGCCCCAGAGCCUGGCGGGGACGGCGCAGCCCGCGGGGGGAUUCGGCGCGGGCCAGGCCGCGGACAUGGCCGGCAAAGGCGGCGGGUACCAGGCCGGGGGGCAAGGCGGGCAGCAAGGGGGGCUGCAGCCCUGCGUGAGCGCCGCGGGCGCCUACUCGCCCGAGCAGCUGCAGGCGCUGCCCUACGGCGUCCAGCCCGAGGGGGCGCAGGCGGGGGGCUACGGGCCGCCCGCCCCCUCGCAGGGUUUGCCCACCGCCAGCCCCUCGCUGAGCUACAGCACCACCGGGCACUCGCCCGCCAUGCCCGGGCCGCCGCCGCUGCCCUACGCCGGCCUGGGCGGCUCCAGCCCCUCGCCCAUCAUCCGCCCGCUGCAGUCGCCGCCGGCGGCGCGGCCGCAGAGCGGAGCCUCGCCGGGACAGUCGCAGAAAUACCUGGGCUCGGUGCUGUCGCCGUCGUUCAUGGCCCCGCAGGGCUACGGGGCCGCUCCGGGCGGGGGCCUCGAGAGGCAGCAGCCGCCGGCCCCACCGGGAGCGCCCCCCAGUUUCGGCAAAGGGGCCAAAGGCGAGGCGGAGCUGCUGGCGGCGGAGCGCAGCGAGGACGAGGAUUUCCUGAUCCAGCACCUGCUGCAGGCGCCCAGCCCGCCCCGAGAGGGGCUGGGGGGCUGCGAGGAGCGCCCCAAAACCUUGGGGGGCUACGGGGGGGCGCUGGGCAAGGAGGAGCGGUACCAGCUGCAGAGCGUGAUCCGGCCCAACUCCAACCUGGAGGCGCCGCUGGAGCUGGCGCUGCUCAAGGAGAAGAAGAAGCCGGAGAGAGGCAAAGAAUUCCGGGGCGCCAGCGGAGCGGCAGGAGGAGGAGGAGGAGGCGGCGGCGAGGUGGCGGCCACCUCGGUGGUGCACUACGGCCACCAAGCGCCGCCCGCCAUGGACACGUACGAGCUGAAGAAGCCGCCCGAGCACCUGGCCGGGGGCAAGGAGCUGGGCCAGCCGCCGCCUCCGCACUCGUACCUGCCCAAAACGCCCGAGCACGGGCGGCUGGUGGGCGAGGGGCCCCCGCUGGAGCCCCACAACCUCCUGCUGGACCCUUCCCCGGAGCUGGGCGCGUCUCUGCUGCCCUCGGUGCUCACGCACACGCAGAGCCAGCUGCACCCGCGGCCCAAGGGCCGAGCGCCGCUGGACGUUCACCUGCUGGAGCAGCAGCGGAUGCCGCCCCCUCCGCCGCCCCCUCCGCCGCCCCCCGCUGCCCCCUCGGCGCCCCCGGCCCCUCCGGCCGCCCCUUCCCCGCAGCUGCUGCUCGAAGCUCACCUGCACCAGGUGCGCUCGCAAGGCCUGGACCCGCAGGCCCCGCCGCCGCUGCCCCCCGACUCCAUGGAGGUGUUGCCCCCUCCCCAGGAAAUCCAGGACUUCUUGGAGCCCCCCCUGGGCUUGGAGCCGCACCUGGGGCAGAGCGCGGGGGUGCAGGGACCCCCCGGGCACCUGCUGGACCCCGAGGGGGGGGUCCCGGCCGUGCCCCCCGAGGCCAAGGAUCAAUUUUCGGAAGGGGGGAGCCCCGCCGGGGGCAAGGGCCGGUUCGUGCCCCUCACGUCCAUCUGCUUCCCGGACGCUCUGCUGCAGGACGAGGACCGCGGCUUCUUCCCCGGCAUGGAGGACAUGUUCGGACCCCCGCCCGAGGAUUUCCCCAAGCCCAGCGAGGAGGAGGAGGAGGAAGGCAGCGCCAACGCGGCCGGGCUGGAAGCGGCGCGGCCCGAGGGGAUGAAAGCGCCCCCUCCUUACGACAUGGGGCAGAGCUACCCCUCGUUCUGCUCGCAGGACGGGGGCGCCGCCGGGGAGCCCCCCCAGCUGGGGCUGGAGCCCCCCAAGCACGAGUUGCCCUCGACGGUGAACGCGGAGCCGCUGGGCUUGAUCCAGAGCACGGGCGACGGGGGUCCCAAACCCCCGCCUCCUCCCCUGAGCACCCCUUUAUUCUGCUCCUCCAAACCCAAAAAGCUGCUGAAAACUUCCUCCUUCCACCUGCUCCGCAAGCGGGACCCCUUCCCGCCGCCAAAAAAAACCUACGCGCAGGAGUACGAGUUCGAGGAUGAUGAGGAUAAAGCCGACGUGCCCGCCGACAUCCGCCUGAACUCGCGGCGCCUCCCGGACCUGCUGCCCGACCUCAUCUCCAGCUGCCGCCGCCCUCCGCUCACCCCCAUGGGCGACAUCGAUUUCUGCCCCCACCCCGGCGCUCACGCCGCCCCCAAGAAGCGAGGCCGCAAACCCACCAAGCCCAAGCGGGAAGGGCCGCCCCGGCCCCGGGGCAGGCCCAGGAUCCGGCCCCUGGAGCCGCCCGGGUUCCCCGAGGGAGCCAAGAGGCCGCGGGGAAGGGGCCGAGGACGGGGCAAGAAGGGCGGAGAGGACGGAGAGGGGAUGGAGCCGCUGCGGCCGCUCAAGAUCAAACUGGGGCUGUCUGAGGGGGUUAGGAUCGGAUCAGGGGUUUUCCCAGUACAAACCAGUACAAACCAGUAUAACCAAUCAAACUGGGGGGUGUCUGGGGGUGAUCAGGCAUUGAUCAAUGUGUCUCCCAGUACAAACCAGUAUAACCAAUCAAACUGGCGGGUGUCUGGGGGUGAUGAUGGUUGGAUCAGGGGUUCUCCCAGUACAAACCAGUAUAACCAAUCAAACUGGCCGUCUCCAAACCCGAGCCCGCCCCUCCCCCUCCGCCCCCCGGCGCCCCCCCCCCGUUCCCGGGGGUCCCCGAGGCGCCCCCCGGAGCCCCCCCAGAGCCGCAUGAAGCAGAAGCUGCGCGAGGUAGAGGAGAAGCAGCCCGAGAUGAAGUCGGGCUUCAUGGCCUCCUUCCUGGACUUCCUCAAGUCCGGGAAGCGCCAGCCCCUGCCCCCCAGCCCUUCCAAGCCCCCCAAAGUGGGGACCCCCCAGAAUUUCCCUCUGGGGGGGUCCCUGGAGGCGGGGGAGGCGGCGGGCGAGGGGCUGGUGAUGGCCGGGUGCCCCUCGCCCUGCAAGCGCGCUGUGGACGAGGAGCUCAAGAGGAACCUGGAGACGCUGCCCUCGUUCUCCAGCGACGAGGAUGACUCGGUCAGCAAGAACCAGGACCUGCAGAAGAGCAUCGGCUCGGCCAUCUCGGCCCUGGACGAGCCCCGCCCGAGCGCAGGGAACCCCCUGAGGCACCAGGCCGCCCCCCCCCCCGGAGGAUCCGCCCCCCUUCCCCUCCCCCCGCCCCUCCCGAGCCCCCCCAGCCCGAGGCCGCGCCCCCGCUCCCCCCCCCCGCCCCGGGCACCCCCCCCGGCCGCUCCCGGGGCCGCUCCCGUUCCCGGGGGGUCCCCGAGCCCCCCGGGGGGGUCCCCGGAGCCGCCCGAGCCCCCCGAGCGCCCCCUGCACCUGGCCCAGAAGCAGGGAACGGCCCGCCGGACUGGGGACACCAGCGACGAGGAGGAGAGCGGCGAGAGCGGCGGAGAGGGAAUCUUCAGGGAGAGGGACGAGUUCGUGGUCAGGGUGGAGGACAUCCCUGCCCUCAAGGUGAGACUGGGGACCGGGCGGGAGCCGCCGCCCAUCUGGAGGGUGCAGAAGGCGCUGCUGCAGAAAUUCACCCCCGAGAUCAAGGACGGGCAGCGCCAGUUCUGCGCCACCAGCAACUACCUGGGCUAUUUUGGGGAUGCCAAGCACAGGUACCAGCGGCUCUACGUGAAGUUCCUGGAGAACGUCAACAAGAAAGAUUACGUGAGAGUGUGCUCCAGGAAACCCUGGCACCGGCCCCUGGCACUCAGGAGACAAACCCACCCCGCCAAACCGAAGCCCCCCAAGGUGAAGGCGGAGCCCCCCCCCAAAAAGAGGAAAAAAUGGCUCAAGGAGGCGGCGACGACGUCGGAGUCGGAAUCCAGCGGGGACCCCCAGAGCGAGGAGGAGCGGGCCCCGCCGGGGCGGGUGCUGAACACGCGGGCCAUGAAGGAAAUGUACCGGAGCUACGUGGAGAUGUUGGUCAGCACCGCCCUGGACCCCGACAUGAUCCAGGCCCUGGAGGACACCAACGAUGAGCUGUACCUGCCCCCCAUGCGCAAGAUCGACGGCAUCCUCAACGACCACAAGAAGAAAGUGCUCAAGAGGGUGAGCCUGAACCCCAGCCUGCAGGAGGCCCUGCACACGUUCCCCCAGCUGCACGCAGAGCCCGGCGAGUCCCUGGUGCGCCUGCGCCCGGGCGGGGACCCCUACAACCGCAAAACGCUCAGCAAGGUCAAGAGGAGCGUGGGCAAACCACAGGAGUUCAAGGUGGAGGUGGAGAAGUCGUUCCUGUACACGCUGUACCACUCCCUGCACCACUACAAAUACCACACCUUCCUGCGCUGCAAGGACGAGACGACGGCCAUCGAGGGCCGCGCCGAGGACCUGGGCCAGGAGGAGGUUGUGCAGCGCUGCAUGCGCAACCAGCCCUGGCUCGAGCGCCUCUUCGACUCCUUCAGCGACCUCCUGGCCCAGGCGCGCGCCAAGUGCGCCUGA
Agelaius phoeniceus (red-winged blackbird) is the source of this 5781-nucleotide messenger RNA. Lineage: Eukaryota; Metazoa; Chordata; Aves; Passeriformes; Icteridae. The record is from RefSeq and is a predicted model, not a curated record.